Molecule: messenger RNA, 1114 nt
Organism: Lolium rigidum
Lineage: Eukaryota; Viridiplantae; Streptophyta; Magnoliopsida; Poales; Poaceae
Product: bromodomain adjacent to zinc finger domain protein 2B-like
Exons: 2
Coding region: 127-1014 (295 amino acids)
Source: RefSeq, a predicted model, not a curated record
AUAUCCUGUCAGUUUGCUUCCUUCCACACACGCACCUAACGAACAAGCUAGCCAACAAAUCGUUUACUUGUCAGGGUCGUGCUCACCUGAGUCCUCUCCCCCUCCUCCACUCUUGCUCGGAUCGAAAUGGCGUCCCCGUCAACGUCCACAAAGACGACGACGUUCGCGCUGCCGAGGCUCCGGGAUCUCAUCGAGCACGACGACGAGGAGGAUGAGCUCGUCGAGGAGGAGGAGGACGACAACGAUGAGGACGACUGGGACGUGCGCAAGCGCAUGUCCCGCCUCUCCGUCGCCGGAUCCGACGGUGACGACGCCGACGACGAGGACGACGGGCGCAGAGGCGUCGAUGACGAAGAUGAAGAGGACGACGACGAGGUGAGGUCAGAUGGUGCCCACGGCGAGUACGGGAGCCGGCCGUGGCACCCGUACGGGAGCCCGGGACACCUGCAGCCCCCCUCCUCGGCGUCCCUACCGGGCACCCCGGAGCGCGGGGCGCCGUCUCAGUCUCAAUCGCCGUGGGGAUACGGCUACUCCAAGGACUACGCGAGCGAGACGGAGGCGGCGGCGCGGUGGCCGGGCGGGGCCGGGCCGCACGAGAUGCGCAGGCAGCAGCACCGUCGGCAGCGGAUGAUGCGGGAGGUGUGGCUGGACCGCGCGUGGCAGAUACGGAAGCAGCGGCGGGAGCUGGGAGAGCGCGGCGACCAGGCGACGGUGCUGGUCGGCGGGAAGGGCGGCGGCGAGUCCCCCGCGCGGGCCGGCGGCGUUGCCAUGGAUAUGGACGAGCUGCGCGCCUGCAAGGACCUCGGCUUCGACUUGCCGUGCGACUGGACGGUGGAGAUCCCCAGCUACGCCGUCCCCGCCGUCGACACCGGCAGCAGCGGCGGCAACUCGCCGGCCUCGGGCGGCAGCUGGCGCAUCUCCAGCCCCGGAGAUGAUCCCAAGGAAGUCAAGGCGAGGCUCAAAGUGUGGGCCCAGGCAGUGGCGCUGACAUCUGCUUCUCGGCUCGGCGCUUGAUCCGGAGAGCAUCGUCAUCAGUUCCAGAGCAACAUCAACACCACGCCUCUGUGCAAACCACCACAAUUUUCCUUCAUUUCCUCCAAAUAACCUGUUCCUG